AUGUAAGGCUAAGGUACAUACACUUAUAAAAACGGUUCCAAAUAUACUGGAUUAUUUAAAGAUAACAAAUUUAAUGGCCAAGGGCUUUUAAUAACACCUUAAUUUAAAAUAAAUGGCGUUUUUUCCGAAAAUAAAGCAAAUGGAUAUUGCACAGUUGAAUAUACAAGCGGAAGUAGAUAUUCAGGGGAAUUAUAGAACAAUUUAAAAUAAGGUAAGGGUGUUUUAAUGGAUGAAAAUAUAAUAUAUGAAGGUGAAUUUAAAAAUGAUAAAUUUCAUGGAUAAGGAAAAAUUGCAUUUAAAAAAAGCGGUAUUAAUUAUACAGGCGAAUUUAAGUUUGGAAAAAUGAAUGGGAAAGGAAUUUUUAUAGGAAAAGAUUAUGUAUAUGAAGGAGAAUUUUAGGACUCGAAGAAAAAUGGGAAAGGUUAAAUA
Messenger RNA from Ichthyophthirius multifiliis, 429 nucleotides. Its product is annotated as phosphatidylinositol-4-phosphate 5-kinase, putative. The transcript has a single exon. The annotation marks the transcript as partial. Lineage: Eukaryota; Ciliophora; Oligohymenophorea; Hymenostomatida. The record is from RefSeq and is a predicted model, not a curated record.